AGGUGACCAAAGCCACAUAAUGUCCAUAGUUCAUUCAUCCGUCUCUACCAAAUGGAUUGUGGGGAAGGUGAUUGGGACAGCAAUGCAAAAAACUGCUAAAGUGACAGUGAACAGGCUUGUUCUGGAUCCCUAUUUAUUGAGGUAUUUUAAUAAGCGGAAAACCUACUUUGCUUAUGAUGCUCUUCAGCCGUGCACAGUUGGGGAUAUUGUGCUUCUCAAAGCUUUACCUGUUCCACGAAUGAAGCACGUGAAACGUGAACUGACUGAGAUCAUUUUCAAAGUUGGAAGAGUCAUAGAUCCAGUGACAGGAAAACCCUGUGCAGGAACUACUUACCUGGAGAGUCCAGUCAGUUUGGAAACAAACCACCUCGCCAGAAAUCUACAAGAACUCAAUAUCUCGUCCUUACAGUGA
Molecule: messenger RNA, 412 nt
Organism: Nycticebus coucang (slow loris)
Lineage: Eukaryota; Metazoa; Chordata; Mammalia; Primates; Lorisidae
Product: 28S ribosomal protein S17, mitochondrial-like
Exons: 1
Coding region: 20-412 (130 amino acids)
Biological process (GO): mitochondrial translation
Cellular component (GO): mitochondrial small ribosomal subunit; ribosome
Molecular function (GO): structural constituent of ribosome
Source: RefSeq, a predicted model, not a curated record